Messenger RNA from Phoenix dactylifera (date palm), 827 nucleotides. RefSeq lists its product as uncharacterized. Lineage: Eukaryota; Viridiplantae; Streptophyta; Magnoliopsida; Arecales; Arecaceae. The record is from RefSeq and is a predicted model, not a curated record.
UUAUUUAUUCUCCUGUUCUCUCGCUAUUAGCCACUCAACUUCCAUCACUCUCUCUCUCUCUCAUCGCCAUGGCCUCCUCCGCUUUCUCCGCGGCCAAAUCCUUGUUCCAGUCUUUCAAGAGGUUCUUCAAGAAGCCGUGGGAGAUCACCGGUCCCUGCUCCGACCCGGAGUACCGGAGCGCCCUCCCGAGCGCCCUCGAGUACCGCCGCUUCUCCCCAGCCACUCCCCCCGCCGAGGCCUCCGUCCCCACGGCGGACCCCGCCCACGUCUUCGACAUCCAGUACUACUCCCGCGACCGACGCCGAGACCGGCCCCCGCCCCGCCGCACCGUCCUCCGGAAGCCCGACGUCGAGAAGAUGAUGGCCGAGAAGACCUUCACCCCCGCCGACUUUCCCAGGGUCUACCUCACCGACCGGGUGGUCGAAGACGACAACGCCAGGGGCGGCGGGUACCAGAAAUAGGCCAAGGGAAACGAUUUCUCUAUCAAAGGCCGGAUUUUUAUGUCUUUUAGCUCAUAAAGUUUGAAUCUUUUUAGCUGAUAAUAUAUAUGAAAUUGGCUUAUUACUGCAAAGAAUUCUCUUGUAGAAGGCUUCUGAUGUGAACUUUUUUAUGCACUUGUUCUGCUUGUAGAAUAUGGUUGGUUUCUGUCGUUGUUCUUGUAGGUAUUGGAGGGAAGUCUCUGACUCUGUAUCCAAUGGCCAAAUCCUUAUUAAAGACAAAGCAAGGUUAUGGUUGAUGUGUGUAAUGCAUUAGUAUAGAGGGGCUAGCAAAGGCCAGAUUUGUAAGUAUGGUUAUUCUCUUUUAAAGGGCUCCUGAUUGUUAAAUUA